AGCUGCUGUCUCCAGCCACAACGGACCUGGUCAGAGUUCGGUUCUGCUUGGCUCUCUCCUUCAUUUUGUCCAAAAAGCUCCAGAGUGACCCAAUGACUGCUUUCAUUUCAAACUGAGGCCCAAACUGGGAUAGCAACGGGUAGCUUGUGGAGCUCGGUCAGAGGAAAGGAGGUGCUUCCUGUUAUUCCGAUUCAAAUCUCAAGCUGGACACAGGAGGGAGCAGGCAGCUGUAGAGCAGAGGGGCAGGGUGAGCAAAGAUGGAAGGCCAGUGCCUGCCUUUGCAGCUACUUCUGCUGGUCUUUACAGUGACUAUGAGACUUGAUGCUUUUUCUGGAACAACGAUAUCUCCCAGCAAUGCCAGCCUCACUUUGGAAGGAACACCAAAUGGUACAGCUCCAGACCAUGAAAGGAACAUUAACACAACAAUCGAUAUUGAUACUCUCUACAGUUACAUUGCAGAAUGGUGCUGGGUGCAUUUUAUCCACCAGAUGUCCAAUGUCAGCAAAGUUCACUGGUGUGAAUGGAGGGCCAUUAGCAGGCCAUAUUCUGGGUUGCGAAGUUGCUUGGAAAGCAAUGCUGAUCGACUGAACUGCAGCUUCCCCAAUGCUGUGGCCGAGGAGUACAUCAUCUUCAGCCACCGCCUAUACUUCCUCAACUGCACCCUUGAGCACCCACCCCUCCUGGACCCUCCAGAAAAUAUUUUGUUGCCCCUCAUCAUAACCCCUAUCUGCCUCAUUCCUUUGUUGGUCACUGUGGUGGUGUUGAAGAGCAAGGACGGUGAAACACAGGCAUGAGUCUUGACCUUCAUAUAGCAAUUUCAUAGUACCCUUGUGGUCUAGCACCUUUCAAUGCUGUUACAAUCCUCAUCUCUUGGCCAUCAUGGGACUGGCCUCCACUCUUGUUCCAGAAGCACAAUCUGGUGUGAGCCACUGUGCUGGAGACUUAAGCUUGAAACUGUGCAUGCUAAAAAUGUUGGCGUGCAUAGAAUGGUGCCAUAGAAUGAAUAAAGCCAAACUUCUGACACAGAAGUAAAUGUGGGCAUAUGUACAUAGUAGAUUUGAGCCAGUUUGAUACAACCUUAACUGCCAUACCUGAUUCUGAAGGAAUUAUGGGAAAUGCCCAACAUUCUUGGUGAAAACUCCUAGACUCCUUACAGAAUUGUUGUCUAGAGGUCUGUGCAGAUAAGCCACAAUAAUUUUAAAAAAUAUAAAUAUGAGUUGGCCAAACAUAUGUAAAUUCUUCUUCUUUCAACAAACAAAACUGUGAGUGCUUUUCUCUGCAGGUUAGUGUCUUCAUUUCUAGCUGCCUAUCAACUCCUUGCCCCAUUCCAUAGAAACAAAGAUUGUAUUUUCAUACAAGUCAUGGGCUUAGGUGGCUAUUUCUUUCCUCCCUUUUCAUUUAAAUUUAGUUCUUGGACAUGCUUGUUCUAUGGAAAAUCUCAAGAGUGUUUUGAACAAAUCUGGCUUCCCUUGUGUAAAUUCUCUAAGGAAGCAAAAGAGCAUUUGUCCUCCAUCUACAACUGCCUCUUGCUGAUUGGAAACUUCACCUUCUAUAUCCUUUUUGUUUCAUUUGAGAUAGGUCCCCUGAAAAAGCAGGGAUUAACUUUUAACAGGUGGGAAUGUCCAAGAUGAACAGUGUGAAGAAAAAGCAAAAAAGAAGGCUUCUAAACAAUCUCUGAAAGUGUCUGAAUUUUCAUAAGCACUCCACACAGACAAGAUUCCUUCCGAACAAAUUCUACCAAGAAACCCCUGUGAUAAAUUUGGCUUAAGGUCCCCAUAAGACAGAAACAACUUGAAAGCAUACAACACAACACCCACUCUCCUUGUAGCCUAGUCUCUCAGAUUAUUCCUUAUGCCCUUUUCAUUGUUUCCAGUUCAGUAUAACAGUGGCAUUAUUGAUGAAUACCCUCUUAUUGCACUGUAAUUUCUCUGUCCUGUUUCUCCAAAGAGAAGUAAUAUUUAAUUAUUGAGUUCCUGUCUUACUUGGUAAUUUUCUUUGUCUAUAAUAAAGCAAUGUUAUUUUGUUAUGAAUAAUAUAAUGAAAAAAGAAAUUCAAGUUCCCUAGUGAGCAAGAGGAAAGGCGAAGUUCAUAUGUAACAGAGACACUACAUUGUCAGCAAUGUCUUUAUUAUAGUGGACAAGAAACAAGACAAGGCUAUAAGAAGGAAUAAUUUAGUACAUAGGUGAGCCUUGCUGAAUGGGAAUUCUACUCAAACAAAGAACAACUUAGCCAUACAGACAUUACUUACUGAUAAUUUAGCACCUUAUCUGUAAAAAUUUACCCCUAAGGUGUUUCAUACUAGCUCAUUAUAUAUAUAUAUAUAUAUAUAUAUAUAUAUAUGCGCGCCUUAGACAGUGAGUAAAGACUAUUUUGUUCAGUUGAACUUUUAAUAAUUUCUAAUGUCAUUUUCUGAUUUUAUUGUACUAAGUUGGCUAUUGUUUUAUGUUAUUAUGACGAUGUAUUCUUUUAAUUAUUAUGUAAAGGGAUCUUGUAGCACCUUUUAGACUGGCUGAAAGAAAGAGGCUGGUAACAUGUACUUUCAUAGACCUGAACCUACUUCCUCACAUGCAUCUGAGGAAGUAGGCUUAAGUCUACGAAAGUUCAUGUUAUCAGCUGCUUUCUUUCAGUUAGUCUCAAAGGGGCUACAAAGAUUGCUUCACAUACUGAUUUUCCAGACUAACAUAGCUAUGUCUUUUAAUUAUGUUUUAUUGUUUCCCCCCCAAAUUUUGUAUAUUGCCUUGAGUACUCAAUGAGCAGAGGGUGGUUUAUAAAUAUAUCCAAUAACUUA
Molecule: messenger RNA, 2788 nt
Organism: Sceloporus undulatus (fence lizard)
Lineage: Eukaryota; Metazoa; Chordata; Lepidosauria; Squamata; Phrynosomatidae
Gene: RAMP2
Product: receptor activity modifying protein 2
Exons: 5
Coding region: 258-794 (178 amino acids)
Biological process (GO): regulation of G protein-coupled receptor signaling pathway; G protein-coupled receptor signaling pathway; angiogenesis
Cellular component (GO): signaling receptor complex; cell surface; membrane
Molecular function (GO): coreceptor activity
Source: RefSeq, a predicted model, not a curated record